Molecule: messenger RNA, 987 nt
Organism: Cladocopium goreaui
Lineage: Eukaryota; Dinophyceae; Suessiales; Symbiodiniaceae
Source: the annotation of a GenBank genome assembly
AUGGCGCACCGAAUGGAUAGCGUGCCUGCAGAAGAUGCGCGUCGUAUAGAUGCCGCCGCCACGCGUGUGGUCCCAGGGGGAGGAGGCUGGCUGAACCGCAGGAACGAACUACUGGCGGCAAGCGACGAGGACUCUGUGGGAUGCAACGGCGGUGGCGGGAGAAGACUACCAGGUGUGGCUCCGGGCAGUGGCAAGAAGCGGGACGAUGGAGUCACACAGAAGUGCCUUGAUGAGGGCAUUCACCCGAAGUGGUUCAGAGGACUACUGGGCCACUUGGAGAUUGCAGCUACUUUGUUGUUUUGCAGAUGGCUGGAUAGCCAUGAUGAACUCUAUAUAGACUUCGUCGACGCCUGCAUUGACAACCGCGAAGUCUCCACCGCAGCAGGAGCCGGGCUGCACUCUCCAGCCUGGGAUAGCGCAAAUGCAACCAGCGCCGCGAGCGAAGCCGCUGAGGUGGCCGCAGAUCGCAGCGACUGGGAUGGGGAGACCCUGGACCUAGAACCUGAGUGGCUCGGCAAGUGCCGUGACUGUGGCCAGAAGACCUAUGUGGCUGCACAGUCCGCACUGAGGCAGCAUGGUGUGGCAGGUUGGACGGCUUCUGCAGCUCUAGAGGUCCAAGGCUGCAAAGACUGCAAAGAAGCCAUGCCGGAAAAGUCGCGAAAAGCUGCAGCCUGCAGUGCAGACGGCUCAUGGGUAGAUGUGGAGCCUGCUCCGAAGCAGCAAAAACUUGGAGGACCGAGAGUGAAGUGGGUUGGUGACCUCGCCUUUGUCCAAAAGCCAGAUGACAAAAAAGUGUAUUGCGGCUAUACCCAGAUGGCCGUGGACAUGACUGAGAAGGUGCACUGCUUCACCGGCUGCAAGGGGGAAUGCGAGAACAAAUGGGAAUGCCCUUGCCCUUGCCAUGCUUUGCAACGUGCGUAUGAUGCGUCCUUGGCCGAAGCUGCCAGGGCACAGAUGGCAAAGCAGCAGUCUGAGGAUGUAAAGUAA